Racocetra persica is the source of this 248-nucleotide messenger RNA. Lineage: Eukaryota; Fungi; Glomeromycota; Glomeromycetes; Diversisporales; Gigasporaceae. The record is from the annotation of a GenBank genome assembly.
UUUAUCUACAAAUUGGAUUACAAAUUCAAUAAAUUAUCAAAAUUCAAACUUAUUCGGGGAUUAUUCAUCAAAUCACCUUGAAAAUGUUACGAGAUUUGUUGAUACUCUAAUUGGAACCGCUAAAGAUGGACACGUAUUUCCUGGCCCAUGCCAUCCAUUUGGUCUCGUUAAAGUAGGCUUUGAUACUGAUGAAAUUUAUGAUUUUAAUGCUGGAUACACUACUGGAGGAAAAAUCACAGGAAUUUCUC